This is a messenger RNA of Cryptomeria japonica (Japanese cedar), 1076 nucleotides long. RefSeq names its product putative pentatricopeptide repeat-containing protein At1g09680. Lineage: Eukaryota; Viridiplantae; Streptophyta; Pinopsida; Cupressales; Cupressaceae. The transcript is spliced from 2 exons. Bases 135 to 944 code for a protein of 269 amino acids. Gene Ontology annotation, molecular function: protein binding. The record is from RefSeq and is a predicted model, not a curated record.
UAAGACAUUAAUAGUAUCGCUUUCGUGGGCAUUUAGAAAUUGCCGGUUAUGAGAGAAAUGUUAGGGUUUCAUUUUGGUUGAGAAGAAAAUCUGAAAUCGUAGAUCAGCCUCUGUGCUACCAACAUCACCAUGAAAUGCCCACUCCCAAUCUUGAAACAGAUGGCUUUUUCAAGGCUGGAAAAACAGAGGAAGCUUAUAAUGUGUUUGUACAAAUGAUAGAGUUUCGUCCUUUUCCCAAUCAAGUGACAUUCAAUGCAGUUAUUAAUGGGUUAAGCAAAGAUGGCAAGAUUGACAAGGCGUGGGAUUGUUUUCAAAUCAUGUCGAGAAAGGGUUUACAACCAAAUGUUGUUACAUACAAUUCUGUGAUUGCUGUAUUCUCUAGAACAGGACACAUGGGCAUGGCAUUUCAAAUGUUAGAAAAAAUGACAAGAAAGGGUUUGAAACCUAAUGAUGUGACAUGCAACACAAUCAUUGAUGGUUUGUGUAAAGCAGGUGAUCUCGCUAGCGCACAUCUCCUAAUGAAUAAGAUACUUGAUGAAGGCAAGGUUCCUGAUGUAAUGGCUUACAGCUCUCUGAUUAAUGGUCACUGUAAAAUUGGCCAAAUGGGUGAGGCUUUAAAGCUUUUUAAAAGCAUGGAAAUGGUUGGCAUUGCUCCAGAUGUUGUAACCUAUACCACGCUAAUUGCCACGUUAUGCAAAGAAGACAAACUUGAUGCUGCUUUAUCAAUGUUAGAUGAAAUGAGAGCAAAAGGUUUGGUUCCAAAUGAGGUCACAUACAGCACAUUAUUUAGGGGUGCUAGCAAGAGAUGUGACUGGGAAAAAACUUUUUUUUUAAUGAAUCAAAUGCAAAAGCAAGGCUGUGCUCCAAGUGAUAAGACUGUUAAGAUACUCUUCUGCUGGCUGAUUGAUGUUGGUCAAAUAGAAAAAUUAAAAGACUGUUUCUAAGCGAUCAUAGUUCUGAUACCUUGAGAGUGACAGGUUGUUGAAGUCAUUCCUGUAUAUUUCUUUUCUAAUUGUGUGAAGUUGCGUUCUCAAUUUGAGGAUCUUUCUACAAUAGAUAUGCUAUAACUUAUUUUC